This is a messenger RNA of Papaver somniferum (opium poppy), 2104 nucleotides long. Its product is annotated as nuclear/nucleolar GTPase 2-like. Gene Ontology annotation, cellular component: nucleolus. The transcript is spliced from 12 exons. The coding region runs from base 147 to 1844 and encodes 565 amino acids. The record is from RefSeq and is a predicted model, not a curated record. Gene Ontology annotation, molecular function: GTP binding. Lineage: Eukaryota; Viridiplantae; Streptophyta; Magnoliopsida; Ranunculales; Papaveraceae.
CAAUUCUCACUCCUCUUUCUCUUUCCGCUACGGCGGUCUCUCCUUAAACCCUAAAAAAAAAACUCAGCUCUUCAAUCAGGGCAAGUAUCGCCGCUCUCUCAGUUUUAGGUUUCUUAUUGAUUCAGGGUUCAGAGGUAAUAUACAAAAUGGUGAUGAAGAAGGAGAAGAAAGUGAAUAUUUCAGGGAAACCGAAACAUUCACUGGAUGUUAAUCGUAGUGAUGGCAAAAGUGGUACUAGAACUGCUGCUACUGUGCGGCGGCUCAAGAUGUAUAAUACCAGACCAAAACGUAAUGCUAAGGGAAAGAUUUUAAAGCAUGAUUUGCAAGAACCAACUCUUCCUAAUACACGGAUUCAACCUGAUCGACGUUGGUUUGGAAAUACUAGAGUUGUGGAUCAGAAGGCGCUGAAGCAUUUUCGAGAUGAACUUCAUAACAAAUUAUCCAGUAACUAUAAUGUUAUCUUGAAGGAAAGGAUGUUGCCCAUGUCCCUUUUACAAGAUCAUCAAAAGCAAGCCAAGGCUCAUCUUUUGGAUGUUGAGCCAUUCAAAGAUGCAUUUGGACCUCAAAGGAAAAGGAAGCGUCCAAAGCUCUUGGCAGUUGAUUAUGAAUCUCUACUUAAAAGGGCUGAUGGUUCUCAAGAUGCAUUUGAGGAAAAGGCUGCUGCUGCUCCAUCUGUAGAAGGGACUGAAGCAGAUGGUUUAAGAGACCUGGUUAGACAUACCAUGUUUGAGAAGGGCCAAAGCAAACGUAUUUGGGGUGAACUCUACAAAGUCAUAGACUCUUCAGAUGUUGUUGUGCAGGUAUUGGAUGCUAGGGAUCCAAAUGGUACACGCUGCUAUCAUCUAGAAAGGCACUUGAGAGAGCACUGUAAGCAUAAGCACAUGGUGUUUUUGCUAAACAAGUGUGAUCUGGUGCCAGCGUGGGCUACAAAGGGUUGGCUUCGUGUGUUAUCAAAAGAUUAUCCUACUCUGGCUUUUCAUGCUAGCAUAAAUAAAUCUUUUGGGAAGGGAUCUCUGCUAUCAGUAUUGAGGCAGUUCGCCCGCCUAAAAAGUGACAAGCAAGCUAUAUCUGUGGGAUUUGUUGGAUACCCAAAUGUUGGCAAAUCAUCAGUCAUCAAUACCUUACGGACCAAAUCUGUGUGCAAGGUUGCUCCAGUACCUGGAGAAACUAAAGUCUGGCAGUACAUAACACUUACGAAACGGAUUUUCUUGAUUGAUUGCCCUGGAGUUGUUUAUCAAAAUAGUGAUACUGAAACUGAUAUUGUUCUUAAGGGUGUAGUACGUGUUACAAACCUGGAGGAUGCAACUGAGCAUAUUGGAGAAGUUUUGAAACGUGUGAAGAAAGAACAUUUAGAAAGAGCUUAUAAGAUAAAGAACUGGGUGGAUCAGGAGGAUUUCCUUAUUCAGCUUUGCAGAAUAUCCGGGAAACUUCUAAAGGGUGGUGAGCCAGACAUGGCUUGUGUAGCAAAGAUGGUCCUACAUGAUUGGCAGAGAGGGCGAAUUCCCUUUUUUGUCCCCCCACCGAAGGUAGAAAAUGCUAGUGAACAAGCCUCUACAUCCAGUGCUAAUGAUGAAGCUGCGGUAGACAAUGAUCGUGCAUCAGCAGCUUUGCGAGCUAUUGCAAAUGUUGUUUCAUCACAGCAACUAAAAUCCGUCCCCGUUCAGAGAGAUCUCUUUGACCAGAAAGAGUUGGAGGGUGAUGAUCCUGAGCAGCAAGGUUCAGACCAAGAGUUGGGUAGUGAAUCUGAUCCAGAAGCGGGGCAGGAAUCUGACGAAGAAUCUGAGAAGGAUUCUGGUAAGGAACCUGAGGAGGAGCUGGAGAAGCCUACUGAAUCUUCCAAAUAAUAGUUUUAGUUUGUUAUUUCAAGUUGUCUUUAAUUUAGAGAACCUAAAAAACAGAGAAUCUAGAAAAGCUGUUAAUCUUGUGUUUAUCCUUUCUCGCAACUACAAAUUUUUUAUUAUUUGAGUCUUCAGUUUAGAGAACCCCAAAAAGCAGAGAUUUUAGGAAAUCUUUAAUCGGUGUAUCUGAGCCUCUGUAAUAAGUAUUUUGUUUAUCCUUUGCUCAUAUACUUCAAAUUUACAGUCGGAUAACUUCACUACUGCUA